CACUUUUUUUGUUACUAAUUUUAUUUCUUGUUUUUCACUAUUUUUCUUUGAAUCUUCUAUUACUAGUCUAUACUUUCCUUGAGCCACCAAGAAAGAAAAAGAAAAGUCUCUGAAAAUUACUUAUUUUCUUUUUAUUAUUAUUAUUUAUUUAUAUUGUUUAAUUCAAUCUUCGUGUACCAAAUUUGAUCUGAAGUCUCUGGAUUCACCACCUGGGUAUAUGCAGUAACUAUUGAUCUGGUCUUAACUUUUCUGUGUUGGGCUAUUUCAAUCUUCGGGUGAUUGGUGCAAAAAAUCGUGUUUUAUUGGCUAUUUUUAGAACAUUAAGUUGACGUGCGCAGUUUAUCGCACAUUGACAACUCUUUGUUGUAUACCGCCAACCUGUACCAAUGAGGGAGUGGAUAAUUGGAGCCUUCAUUAACAUUUUGGGCAGCAUUGCUAUUAAUUUUGGAACCAAUCUUCUUAAAUUAGGUCAUGACGAGCGAGAAAGACAUCCAGUGUUGGGGGGUGAUGGAUUGAAUGGGAAGACUGUGCUGAGGCCUAUCUUUCACUUCCAGACAUGGAGGAUUGGAAUAUUUCUUUUUGCUUUCGGAAAUUGUCUAAAUUUUGUUUCCUUCGGAUAUGCCGCUCAGUCACUUCUCGCAGCUCUGGGAUCUAUUCAGUUCUUGUCAAACCUCGUGUUUGCCUACUAUGUUCUAAACAAGACAGUUCCUGUCAAGGUACUGGGUGCCACAGCCUUUAUCAUUCUGGGAAAUAUCUUUCUUGUCUCUUUUGGGAAUCAUCAGUCACCUGUUUACACACCAGAGCAAUUGACAGAGAAGUUCAGUAACAUUGCAUUCCUUCUGUAUUGUCUGAUAUUGGUUAUAGUUGUUGCCGUGCAUCACUACAUAUACAGGAUUGGAGAAGUACUGCUAGCUGUUACUGGGCAUGAUAUGAAGGUGUACUGGGUUGUACUUCUUCCUUUUUCUUAUGCUGUUGUUUCAGGAGCUGUGGGAUCAUGCUCAGUGUUGUUUGCAAAAUCUCUCUCAAAUCUGCUGAGAUUGUCCAUGUCUAGUGACUAUCAAUUGCACAGUUGGUUCACUUACUCCAUGCUCCUGUUGUUUCUGAGUACUGCUGGAUUCUGGAUGGCGCGAUUAAAUGAAGGGUUGUCAAUGUUCGAUGCCAUACUUAUAGUCCCUAUGUUUCAGAUUGUUUGGACCUUUUUUUCUAUCUGUACAGGAUUUGUAUACUUCCAGGAAUAUCAGGUAUUUGAUACUCUGCGAACAACAGUAUUUAUACUAGGAAUGGUUUUAGUAUUUAUAGGCAUUUCGUUACUGGCACCGGAUGAGCCAAGAGGAAGUGAACUCAAAGAUAGCUCUUUAGCUUCAUCCAGUUAUCUUAAUGAUACAACUGAUACCAACAGGCUGGUUAUGCCAUCAGAAGAUUCUCAAAUUAAAGAUAUGAAAUCAUUUGUGCGAUCAAUGCAAAUUAAGGCUGCUAAGGCGGUCGUCAACGCAAAGGCUGCAUGUUCAUCUACAUUUGGUUUGGGAGAAGAUUCAAUUCAUACAUCUUCAGUUUUUGCAAUGCCAAUGGUUUCAUCUAAGAUUAAUGGCUUUCGAGGAACGGGAGUGGACAGAGCUAAAUAUUUCUCCUGGAGAGACAUUGGUAGGAACAGUGACAUUUCACUUGAGGAACAUGAUUUGGAGUCGGCAUCUAUGCUUCCAAGGUCAUAAACUAAUGUUGUGUUUGGUUGGGGAGAAUGGAAUGGAAUGGAAUGGGAUGAGUAAAAUUACUUGGAACUAACAGAGAUAAGAGGGAAGUUUUGGAAUAAAUGUAAGUGAGGGCAAAAUUGAUAUGAUAAGAUUUAAGAAGAAAUUGGGGGUAGGAGAGAAUGGAGCAUUCCAUCUCAAAUUGGAGGUAUGUUCUCUAGCACAUAAUGUAAGGAAUGAAAUGGAGGAAGGAAUGAAAUUUGUUACAAAUUGUCCAUAAUAUAGUUCAUUUUUCAUUUCAUUCCUUCCGGAAUCAUUCACCCCAACCAAAAACAACAUAAGAGAGUAGCAUCAAGAAUGAUUUCCUCUUGAAAAAACGAUGAAAAUGUGUAUACACAAUUGCACAGUGGCACCAUCUCAUCAAUUAGUAUAGAUUUUUUAGGAUUCCCUCUUAGGUGUUGUACUAGAUUGUUGUUGUUACUGCUUGGUGAAGAACCAUAAAGUAAGUCUCUGAUUGUAUUUAUUGAUCUUAACCACUUGAAUGAAAAUUGCGCCGUUUAUUGAGCUUC
Molecule: messenger RNA, 2254 nt
Organism: Daucus carota subsp. sativus
Lineage: Eukaryota; Viridiplantae; Streptophyta; Magnoliopsida; Apiales; Apiaceae
Product: probable magnesium transporter NIPA8
Exons: 14
Coding region: 387-1709 (440 amino acids)
Biological process (GO): magnesium ion transport
Cellular component (GO): membrane
Molecular function (GO): magnesium ion transmembrane transporter activity
Source: RefSeq, a predicted model, not a curated record